CAAAAUCUGUCUGUCUCCUCGCCCCGCCCCCGCUUACUCCCGCCCCGCCCCGCACCCGCUUACUCCCGCCCCGCCCCCGCUUACUCCCGCCCCGCCCCGCACCCGCUUACUCCCGCCCCGCCCCCGCUUACUCCCGCCCCGCCCCGCCCCCGCUUACUCCCGCCCCGCCCCGCCCCCGCUUACUCCCGCCCCGCCCCCGCUUACUCCCGCCCCGCCCCCGCUUACUCCCGCCCCGCCCCCGCUUACUCCCGCCCCGCCCCCGCUUACUCCCACCCCGCCCCCGCUUACUCCCGCCCCGCCCCCGCUUACUCCUGCCCCGCCCCCGCUUACUCCCGCCCCGCCCCCGCUUACUCCCGCCCCGCCCCCGCUUACUCCCGCCCCGCCCCCGCUUACUCCCACCCCGCCCCCGCUUACUCCCGCCCCGCCCCCGCUUACUCCCGCCCCGCCCCCGCUUACUCCCGCCCCGCCCCCGCUUACUCCCGCCCCGCCCCCGCUUACUCCCGCCCCGCCCCCGCUUACUCCCGCCCCGCCCCCGCUUACUCCCGCCCCGCCCCCGCUUACUCCCGCCCCGCCCCCGCUUACUCCCACCCCGCCCCCGCUUACUCCCGCCCCGCCCCCGCUUACUCCCGCCCCGCCCCCGCUUACUCCCGCCCCGCCCCCGCUUACUCCCGCCCCGCCCCCGCUUACUCCCGCCCCGCCCCCGCUUACUCCCGCCCCGCCCCCGCUUACUCCCGCCCCGCCCCCGCUUACUCCCGCCCCGCCCACACCUCACACUAA
Cherax quadricarinatus is the source of this 777-nucleotide messenger RNA. NCBI's taxonomy places the organism in Eukaryota, Metazoa, Arthropoda, Malacostraca, Decapoda, Parastacidae. The record is from RefSeq and is a predicted model, not a curated record.